CAAGCGUUGUCAUAUUGACGGUCUGAUAGGAUCGCUUUGCAGAAAACUGAGGCCAAGAGAAGAGCUCUCCUUGAUACAAGGAGCAUUAGUUCGAUAACAUCAUCAGGACCGAAGAUACCAAAGCGAAUUGUCAUAAACCAGAAGAGAAAAUACACUUUUAUCAAGCAGAACCCAGAGCGUGGAAUCAGAGGCAGAUUAUGGAAGAAUGUAACUUUCCCCCAUAUCCUACGGACGGUGAAUUAUAUUGCAACGCCACCUUUGACGUGCAGUGUUGGAACUUCACUCUGGCGGGAACAACAGCCCUUGGGGCGUGUCCAGAGAACCAUCAAUUUUCUAUACUUUUUGAUGAUCCGGAAGGUUAUUCCUACAGAAAAUGUGAAACGAACGGUCAGUGGGGCAGACCAAAUUAUAGGCCCUGUGUUUCUCCAGAUUCCAUAAAAGAAAUUACAAGUGAUAGCACGCACUUACCGAUAAUAACGUAUAUCUACAUCAGUGGAUACGCAUUAUCAAUAUUGCUUCUCGUUAUUGCAUUGAUCAUCUUUGGAAAAUUCAGACAACUCUGGUGCAAACGUGUCUUUAUUCAUUCCAAUUUGUUCUCAGCAUACAUUCUGAAUGGAUUUGCAUGGAUUGCAGUUUACACAAUACCGACGGUUUAUACCCGUCUUUCGAAUGCUUUGCCUUAUGUUGGAUUGUACACCCUGUCAUGCUGUUACGGGUGGAUGCUGGCCGAGGGAAUAUUCUUGCACUUCUGUUUGGCGAACGCUUUUUCUAAUAAGAAAACUCUGGUGAUUGUUUGUUGCAUCGUCGGGUGGGUUUGUCCUGCCAUUUCAGCGGGAACAUAUGCAGUUGCAGUGUUGAUCGAAGAAGAAGGAUCAAAUAUCAAGUAUUUGCCGAAAAAUAUGGACUAUCUAUGGAUAAUACUUGUCCCUAUCAUCCUUUCUCAGUUGUUAAACAUAAUAUUUCUGAUCAACAUCAUAAGAAUACUGCGAUCUCAAGUACAAAGGGAGGACAAUAGAAACUCAUUGCGAUACAGAAAAAUUGCCCGCGCCAUCCUAAUUCUGAUACCUCUCAUGGGGUUGCAAAACCUCACAAAGGCAGUGAAGAUUGACUCGGUCUAUUUUAGUUACUUCGCUGCAGUCAUAUCAUCUUACCAGGGAGCUGUUGUUGCUGUUUUGUUCUGUUUCCUGAACAGAGAGGUUUUAAGAGCUAUGGACAAUAAGAUUACCACUUGGAGAAGACUUUCUGCAAGUUUGUCGAGGGGAUCAGAUAAAUUUUCCAUUAUGUUCAACAUAAGAAGAAGUAGUAGCAACCAGAAUCCUAGCGCCGAAAAACUGGAACCAGACCCUCUCCUGUAAAGACAUGUUGUCACCUCUUACCCAACCAAGGUCCCUACGAACAGCAAAUAGCCACACUGUUUCUUACUGGAAAUUUGUUCAAGAAAAAUCUCUGCUGUCCAAGACAUAGCUUUUUUCCGCUGUAAUAUUGAUAUCCGUCUAUCCGCUUUCAUUUCUCGGUUUCUCUUUUAAACCUCGAAUAGGAGCAGGUCGUCAACCAUGGCUAGCGAAAAUCAUCUCUCAUGAAUCCUAAAAUUGUAGAACAAUGCACGAAAAUUCUCCCUCCUUUCCUUGUGAAUAUAUAAUAUUUAUGUUCAUCUGAAGACGGAUGUUUAAAUCCAGAAAGCGCUUGUGAAAUAGGAUUUUUGGAACUGUGCAUGUGUUUCUUUGUUUAAUUCAUGGACGCAAUGUUUCUAUUUCAAUGUACUUUAACAUAUUAGAAAAAAAUAUAUACUAGUACCUAGUAAAGUAUAUGUAUGUUAAUGAUUAUUUUAUUGUUUUUCAAAUAAAACUUGAUGUAUGUUGUUUUGAAAUGAUUAAAUUGGUUUUUUUUUAAUCCUUUAAAAACAUGAGGGGCUCAGAAACAUGAGAUGUCGUUGUAAAAUUUAUAAUCAUGCUUAUUACGUUAUUAUUGUAUAAUUGUACUUCAGAUUGUAAAUCGUAUACUCUUUUUGUAAAUAAAGUCGUAUUUUACAAGAGG
Magallana angulata is the source of this 2034-nucleotide messenger RNA. Its product is annotated as calcitonin gene-related peptide type 1 receptor-like. Gene Ontology annotation, molecular function: G protein-coupled peptide receptor activity. The record is from RefSeq and is a predicted model, not a curated record. The transcript is spliced from 13 exons. The coding region runs from base 198 to 1355 and encodes 385 amino acids. Gene Ontology annotation, cellular component: plasma membrane. Gene Ontology annotation, biological process: cell surface receptor signaling pathway; adenylate cyclase-modulating G protein-coupled receptor signaling pathway. Lineage: Eukaryota; Metazoa; Mollusca; Bivalvia; Ostreida; Ostreidae.